Theobroma cacao (cacao) is the source of this 2503-nucleotide messenger RNA. RefSeq lists its product as uncharacterized. The record is from RefSeq and is a predicted model, not a curated record. Lineage: Eukaryota; Viridiplantae; Streptophyta; Magnoliopsida; Malvales; Malvaceae.
AAGCAAGAAGGAGAACCCAACAAAAGAACAAAGGAGUAAAUAGAAUAAAAAAAGCCACAAUAAAGAACAAAAUUUCGCUCUGGACUCGGCAGGAUAGACCACAGGAGGCAAAAAAAAGGGUGAAAAUAGAUGAAAAAGAAAAGAAUACAGUAGUUUUAUAAAACCCUUUUGAAUGCUAGGGAGAAAGAAAGGGAAAGAGAGAGAGAGAGAUGAAAAGGGCAGAAAAAAGUGGAGAAGGGGUAGCAGAAAAGGAGGAAAAUUUGUGUGAAAAGUUGAGUAGGAGGGUAUUAUUGGUAGGGAAUAGGAAAGGAGGGGGCCCCUGUACUCCACUCCCUUCGUGGAAACUUUACCACCCUCAGGCUCGCCUUCAUCAUAACAACAUCCCACCUCCUCCUGCUGCUGUUUCUGCAAGAAAGUUAGCUGCUUCCCUCUGGGAGUUUCAUCAAUACCUUCCUCAUCAUCCUAAAAUGCAUAGAGGUGUUAACAACACUAAUGGCCGUUACCACCAACGCCACCACGCCAAUCUUUUCAAGGACAAAGGAAUUGACUUUUCUCAUUUCUUGGCUGAUCCUUGCCCCAGCUCUGAUCCUGACCAGCCAGAGAGUGCAAGCAGUUUGAGGAGGCAUAUUGCUCAAACACUGAUGAAACAUCAUCGAUCGAUUGAAAAAAAUAAUCAUGCCUUACAGCCUGUAUCUCCUGCAAGUUAUGGCAGUUCAAUGGAGGUGGCCCCUUAUAAUCCUGCAGUCACGCCUAGCAGUUCCUUAGAUUUUAGGGGAAGGGUUGGUGAGUCACAUUAUAAUCUCAAAACAUCUACAGAACUGCUAAAAGUACUAAAUCGUAUUUGGAGCCUGGAAGAGCAACAUGCGUCUAAUAUCUCAUUGAUAAAAGCAUUGAAGAUGGAACUAGAUCAUUCCCGUGUUAGGAUCAAGGAGUUGUUUCGAGAUCAGCAAGCAGAUAGACACGAAAUUGAUGAUUUGAUGAAGCAGAUUGCUGAAGACAAACUAGUUAGGAAGAGUAAGGAACAAGACCGGAUUCAUGCUGCUGUACAGUCUGUGAGGGAUGAACUAGAAGAUGAGAGAAAGUUAAGAAAACGAUCAGAGAGUCUACACAGGAAGUUAGCUCGGGAAGUGUCUGAGGCAAAAGCUUCUCUUUCUAAUGCCUUGAAAGAACUUGAAAGAGAAAGGAAAUCAAGGAAGCUCUUGGAAGAUCUUUGUGAUGAGUUUGCGAGGGGAAUAAAAAGCUAUGAACAGGAGGUGCAUACUCUAAGACAGAAAUCUGAUGAGGAUUGGGCAGGAGUGGCUGACCAUGAUCGUUUGAUUCUUCAUAUAUCUGAAUCAUGGCUUGAUGAGCGGAUGCAGAUGAAGCUGGAAGAAGCUCAGUCUGGUUUUGCUGAACAGAAUUCAUUAGUAGACAAAUUAGGCUUUGAAAUAGAGACCUUCCUUCAAGCUAAACGGGUUGGUACUUCAGUUUCUAAGCGUACUGAUUAUUUGUCACGAAAGGAUCGCAGGAAAUCACUUGAAUCUGUCCCUUUAAAUGAGGCUGUGAGUGCACCCAAAGAUGUUUGUGGUGAGGAAGAUUCUGCUGGCAGUGAUUCGAAUUGUUUUGAGCUGAAUAAACCAAGCAGUGUUGACUUGAAAUCAAAUGAAGACGAAGCUGUAAAUGGUGAUGUCGAGGAAAUAAUGAAAUCAAAUCAUGCAGAGAAAAAACCUUCAUCCCACGAGAAGAGUAAAAGUCGGCAUCCAUCCAGCUUACAAGUUAAGUUUGAAGAAAAGAUGGCAAGAGCCAUCUGUAACGGAAAUAAAAAGUCCCAGUUGGCAGAUUCAGAACAGGAAAAUACUGGUGUAGGGAACACCACUGAAAUAACGGUGUCACAAAACUUUGAAAAUGAUGAAGCUACCCAUUAUGGCAGCGAUGGAAGAAAGAAUAAGCUUGAUGAGAUCCAUGGACUGAGCUCCAAUUAUGUACUGGAUAACUUGAUACGAAAUCAUAUAGCAUUGUCAGAAGGUGGGAAUAUAAAUCCUGAAAACGACUGUGGGGAGGCUUCCUCUAGUUUCCCUGCACGAAGGAACCAGCCUAGCCCAGUGCGACAAUGGAUGACGAAAUUCACAUCCCCCGACGUAGAUGUAUCCGAGCCUUCCACCAAGCUACCUCCAGGAAUAAAGGAAAACACAUUGAAGGCCAAGCUUCUUGAAGCAAGAUCGAAAGGGCAACGCUCUCGUUUAAAAAUAUUCAAGGGGAAGUCAUAGCUCACGGGCUUUUCCCUGAACAAUCCGCUGAAAAGCUCACAGGAUUAACUGGUUCUGCGUCCUGUUGCAGUCCGGCAUUAUGUUAUGUGAAUACUGCCAUACUGGCCACGAUACACGUUAAUCUGAAUGUUGCUAUGUCAUAAUUCUGGAUUUUUUUUUUUUAAUGUUUGUAUAUUAGUGUAAUAUCACAACGUAGAUACGAAUCAGAUGAAUCUUGGGUCCAUUACAAUUUUGAGUGACUAAGCCUUUCUAGUUUC